GUAAUAUUUUCUUUAUAACAUAUUUUGACAUUUUUACGAUUGAAUUCGGUAUGUCAUAUAAUUAAUUGUAUAUUAUAUUGUAUAACUAUUAACUAGGCUAUUUACAAAAUACACUAAAUAAGUAUGUACUUAUAAAUUAGAAAAUAUAAUUGAAGAGAAAAAGGGAUUGCAAAGUGUAAACAAUAACCAAGCACACAAAACUAUCAAUUCCGUUAAAAUGCUUUCGUUAUUAGCAAAAUUCAAACCCCAACGAUUGCUUUCACAAGGAAAUUUAUCAAAAUAUGCGAUUAGCCAAACAGAUUUUUCAAAUGAAGUUAAUCCUCAAAAAUCGGAAUUUUUUCCAAUUCCAGAAAAAGACGAAACUGAGAAGGAUAAAUUAUUUUCUCGUUUAGAAAUUGAGGUUAAAAGUGCUGAUCCAGCUGUUUUAAAAAGUUAUUCAUGGUUUGCCACAAAUGCAGCGGAGCAUCUAGGUAUAGAAAUUGGGAAUUGUUGGGCACAACGAAAAGCAAACCAUGAUCGUCUGACUUUAUUGAAAUCUGUUCACAUAUAUAAAAAACAUAGAGUUCAAUACGAAAUUAGAACAUAUUAUCGAUAUAUGACUUUUCAUAAGCUAACAGAAUCAACGUUAGAUACGUUCUUAGAAUAUAUUCAAAGAAAUUUGCCAGAAGGUGUAGGAAUGAAAUGUACAAAAGUUGAAAUUCAAGAAUUGCCAGAUCAUUUAAAAGAACCUCCAAAACAAGCUCAAUCCCAAAUAUAAGUGCGAAAUGUUCAAUACGAACUUAUAAUAUAUUACGUAAAUUUAAAUAAAAACAUUAUUUAAAAAAACGUAUAAAUAAAUGUACAAACAAUGUUUUGUUUUCAUUUAUUUUUUCCCAAAA
This is a messenger RNA of Condylostylus longicornis, 878 nucleotides long. RefSeq names its product 28S ribosomal protein S10, mitochondrial (gene mRpS10). Gene Ontology annotation, cellular component: mitochondrion; mitochondrial small ribosomal subunit. NCBI's taxonomy places the organism in Eukaryota, Metazoa, Arthropoda, Insecta, Diptera, Dolichopodidae. The record is from RefSeq and is a predicted model, not a curated record. Bases 218 to 757 code for a protein of 179 amino acids. The transcript is spliced from 3 exons.